UCAUAUUAAAAACUCUUUUCGCAUUUCCAUCUAGUAGCUUUCAGUGAAACUCUGAAAGUGUCCGAACCAAUGAAGAAUCGAACAAGCUCAGCUACAGCGCCUAGCAACCCCCCAUUGACACCCAGAAGCCUUAUUGACAAAACCUUUUUUUCAGGUUGUUUUUCAGUCACUUCUUUAGUCCUGCAAAGGUUUUUGCGCUAAAAACACCUCACAAUGCCCCCCAAGAAGAAAGGCGGAGGAAAGGGCGGACUGGGAACCAUAAUUGAUGGCGUGGAUACGACUCAGAUGACCAGAGAACAACUGGAAGUGUUUUGCCUGAGGAUCAAAGAGGAAAAUGAGCGCGAAAGGGAGGAGCGGAACUUUUUCCAGAUGGAAAGGGACAAGUUGCGCACUUUUUGGGAAAUCACCAGAAAUGAGCUGGAGGAGGCCAGGGCCAAGCUAAGAAACAAGGACCGACAAAUUGAAGAAUCAGCGGAAAAAAACGACGACGAACUGAAGUUCUACAAGCAAAAAGUGAAACAUCUGCAGUACGAGCAUCAGAACAAUUUGACUGAAUGUAAAGCUGAAGCACUGGUUUCCUUGAAGAACGCCCAAGAUGCGCAUACUGAGCAAGAGAAGGAGCUGCUCAAAGACAAGAAGAACUUGAAGAUGCAGCUGCGAGAGCAGGGGAAUUCCUAUGAGGAUCAAAUCAAAAACAUGAAAAUGGAAAACGAGAAGCAGAUCAGCGUGGCUCGCAGUGAGUUUGAGGAAAAGGCCAAAGAGCUAGAGCUGAAAUACGACAGGAAGUUCUACGAUUUGAGGGUGCAAUUGAACACCAAGCACGACAUGGAAAUUUCCGAGGUGGAGGAACGGAAAAACAACCACAUCACCGAGCUGAAAAAACACCACGACAAAGCGUUCAACGAAAUGAAAAACUACUACAACGACAUCACGCUGAACAAUCUGGCUUUGAUCAGCAGCCUCAAGGACCAGAUGGAAGUUCUGCGGAAGCAGAACGAGCGCAUGAACAAGCAGGUGGCCGAUUUGACCACGGAAAACAAAAAGCUGGUGCUUCCCUUAAAGCAAGCCCUCGAUGACGUGCGGGAGUACAAGAGGCAGCUGCAGAACUACGAAAAGGAUAAAAUCUCGUUGGCGAAUACCAAAGCGAAGCUCAAUAAAACAACCAAAGAACUGGAAGACUUGCGCUGGUCUAACGACGCCUUAGGGCUGAGGUUUGCAAAGCUGCAAGAAGAACGCGAUGAGCUGCACGAUCGGUUCGUCACAGCCAUUCUGGAGGUCCAGCAGAAAACUGGGGUGAAGAACAUUCUGCUUCAGAAGCGCAUCCAGACUCUGAGCCAAAUCACUGAGCACCGGGACGUUGUUAUUGGUGAACUCACCUCGGUGAUGAGACAAUCUCCCGAUAGAACCAAUAAGAACUUGGAGGAAAUUCUGACAAAGAAAAACGCCGCCAUAAGCGACUUGCAGUAUGAAUUGGCGCGGGUUUGUAAGGCGCACGACGAUCUUCUGGCCACUUUUGAGGAGAAACUCAAACUGUAUGGAAUACCGAAGUCCGAGCUGGGAUUCACGCCUUUGAGGAUGAUCCCACAAGGACAGGCCGGACUGGCCAGAGGACCCGCCGGGCUGGUCACUCAAAACAAGUGAUUGGUUACUCAAAGAAUAUACUUUUUAUACCCGAGAUCCAUGAGACUUUACUCAACCAAAAAAACGAAAAUUCAAUAUUUGCUGGGCAAAUAUUGAGACAUUUUUUUGUUCCUUUCACUGUUCACUUCUUCCAAUAAUUUCGUGAUUUCUUUCUUGUGA
This is a messenger RNA of Dendroctonus ponderosae (mountain pine beetle), 1800 nucleotides long. It is a transcript of the gene Gas8, whose product is annotated as dynein regulatory complex subunit 4. Gene Ontology annotation, biological process: cell motility. Gene Ontology annotation, cellular component: microtubule; Golgi apparatus; motile cilium. The coding region runs from base 214 to 1641 and encodes 475 amino acids. Lineage: Eukaryota; Metazoa; Arthropoda; Insecta; Coleoptera; Curculionidae. Gene Ontology annotation, molecular function: small GTPase binding; microtubule binding. The record is from RefSeq and is a predicted model, not a curated record. The transcript is spliced from 10 exons.